Messenger RNA from Cetraspora pellucida, 2033 nucleotides. Lineage: Eukaryota; Fungi; Glomeromycota; Glomeromycetes; Diversisporales; Gigasporaceae. The record is from the annotation of a GenBank genome assembly.
CCAAAAUAAACCCAUUAUAUUCGGCUUAUCUCGAUAAAAAUGUUCUGCUUUUAAUUGGGUGUCACACAGUUCAGGUUUGGCAUGAUCAAGAUGAAAAAAAAACUCUAGAGUUCAUUAGUGUAAUUGAUAAAAGCAAACACAGGGGUGAUGAUAGAACAAAUAUUAAAAAAGUUGAAUAUGGAAUAAGAAAAUUUAAACUUGAAGUUCAAUCAAAAGAUUCUGGAUCAAUUGAAUCAAUUGAAAUGGAAGCUGAUGAUGAUUAUUUAGUUUAUGCUGUAAAAGAGGCAUGUGAAUCACUUAAGUUUUUAUAUCAGAUAUAUAAAGAGUCCGAAUAUGCCAUAUCAUUAUCCAAUGAAGAUCAACAUAUAAAAUUCAAAGAGAUAGUAGAACAAACACGAAAUAUUAUUAUAAGAUUUAUUCAGUUAUAUCCGAUUGUUUGGCGACUGUUAGACAUUCGCUUUGGUUUGUUAAACUUACUCAUUGAAGCGAGGGAAUAUCAACUUAUAAAAUACAUAUUAUUUAAUGAAGAAAAAGAUAUCGAUAAUGACGAUGAUCUCGAAAAAAAACGCCUUUUUAAAAUGCUUGAUGAUAUAGUCUCCAAAUUGGAAAAUCUUUCACAAGAUAUAGAAGGCAUAAUGGAAGACAUAACGCCAGAUCAAGAACGUUUAUUGCAUGAGAAAUCACUCCACAUGCCGCAAUAUAAAUCAUGGGAAGGUGAAGAUAAUGUGAUUGGUAAAUCGCUUUCAGAUGAUGACCCAGUAUUUCUGGGAUAUUUUUUAGAAUAUUAUUCUAAUAAAGCAGUCAAAGAGAUUGGAUGGAUGAUUACAGUUAGCGAAAUUAUACCAAAGAUGUACGCGUAUAAUAAAGAGGAUAAAAAUUAUGAAUUUUAUAGGUCUUAUAUUCGAUUAUUAUUCUUUAAGCGUUGCUUUUGUGAAAAGGAAUUAGAUAUACCCUUUUUUGAAUUUCUUGAAAUUCCACCAAGCAUCGAUGGUGCUUUAGAAGUUUUUAUACCCGUAACACAAUUUAUUCCACAAGAUUCCAAUUUGAAAAUAAACAUGCUCAGUGGUGUUAAAAUUCCUGAUAUUCAAAUGGUACCUUUAAUUUAUUUCGCGACAAAUAAGCUAUUACAGGAAAAAAGAGAAAACAAAUACAUGAGUUUUUUAAAGUCUAUAUUUUAUCCUGGUAAUUACGUACCUCUGGAAGAGUGCCAUAUCCCUUUUCUUCAUGUUAUAAAUAAAGUUGAAGAUAACCUUAAUGAUCCUUUCUACUGUAACCCAUCCAUGGAAGCCAUCAUAAAUUUUAUGUGGGAUUCUUCUAAAUCACGUUGGCAUCAAAUUUCAUUCAAUUUUUUAAUGCAUUUUUUAUCUUAUUCGAUUAUUUCCUGGAUGUUCAUCGCACACAUUGAAGUUACCGGUGAAUUUCAACAUAUUUUGGUGUUUAUUUUUCUUGGUUAUGCUUCAUAUAUUGGACUAAGUCAAUCGUUGACAACAUAUGAGGUUUCUAACGAUAGCGAAGUUGCCUAUAUUAUGACUGGAAAAGAACCAGAGAAUUCAUUUUCGAAUCUCUUUAAUGCUAUUUUUGCUGCAUAUAAUUGGGAUUCAAUUGCACUAGAUACUUGGGGAUUUUGGCCUCUCAUCAUAAUCAAUGUGAUUGGCAGUAUUGUUAUUGUCCUUAUACUACAAAAUAUCAUUAUUUCAUUUAUGAGUGUGGCUUUAGAGGAUGCUGACAAUUUUGGGAAACGUGCUGUUCUUAAUUUUCAAUGUAAAUUAAUUUAUUACCAUGCAGUUCUUAAGAAUUCUGCUUUAGCUUCGGGGUAUAAUGAUUUUCAUUCCAAGUUUAAGGAUAAGUUAGAAGUGAAGUAUAUAUGUUUUUAUAAUGAUCAGUCAAUUACAAACGCAUGGAGAGAUGAAAGCAAAAAGUGGGAAACAUUUCCUAUAUAUUUAAAUGCUGAAAAACAAAUGCAAACAGAAGAAGAAAGUGAAUUUUUUAUUAAAAAGGAUGAUUUGAAAUUCAUUUGGUGGACUUCUACAUAA